This is a messenger RNA of Spirodela intermedia, 1338 nucleotides long. Lineage: Eukaryota; Viridiplantae; Streptophyta; Magnoliopsida; Alismatales; Araceae. The record is from the annotation of a GenBank genome assembly.
AUGGAAGCCGUCGAGGCAGUUCAAGUGACCUGCGACAUCCUUCUCGAGCCCUACCAUUCGCCUUUCUCCCCACCCCAGUUUCCCCAAAACGCUGAGUUCCCCCUCACGCCCUUCGACGUGGCCACCUACAACUGCCAUAUCUGCAUCCUCUACGCCUUCCGGCCGCCGAUGCCGGACAACGCCGCCCUGCGGGAGGGACUCGCACGAGCCCUCGUUUACUUUCCUCACCUUGCCGGAAGGUUCGACUCUGACGAGUAUGGCUACCCAAAAGUUGUUCUAAACGACGCCGGCAUCCGCCUCAAGGAGGCCAUAGCACCGUCCACGCUGGAGGAACACCUGCCCUUCGAUCCCUCCGCGAGCUUUCUAACAUUGCAUCCACACCCAGCUGAGGGGGUUGAGGUGCUCCUCCAAAUUCAGCUCACCCGCUUCUCCUGCGGCGGUCUCACCUUGGGUAUCACCGUCCACCACCACAUAGCGGACGGCUCCUCCCUUUGCCAUUUCCUCCUCACUUGGGCGAAACUGGUACAGGGCCGCGAUGUGGGCACUAUGCCUUUCUUCGGCUGGAGCUCCGUCUGUGCUCCUAGGAUCCCGGCUAGGGUGGAGUUUGACCACCUCGGCGUCGAGUUCAGGCCCAAGAGUGGAGCCACCCGGCCUCGGACGAACGUCGGAAUUAACCUGUCUAAGAUGUGUAACCAGUCCUUCCACUUCUCCAACGAGUUCAUCGGCAAGCUCAAGGCCAUUGUCAACGGCGGCGACCCCGGUCAACGAGUGACCACGUUCUUGAGCGUCCUCACCCAUAUAUGGAAGAAGAUAACCUUUGUCCGCAGGCUUCCUGACAACGAGAUGACCCAGGUCAGACUUACUGUAAACGGCCGGCCGAGAAUUAAGCCCCCCGUGCCGCCGGAGUACUACGGCAACCUUGUCCUCUGGGCCCAUCCCAAACUUACGGUCGGAGAGGUACUCCGGUCGAGCUACUCCCACGUGGCACAGGUGAUCCGCGAGGCCAUCGUAAAGGUGGACGACGGCUACUUCAGGUCGUUCAUGGACUUCGGAGAGCAACUUAAGGGGAAGGGAGGUGCAGAGAUCGUUGUGACCCUCCCUGAGGUUGGCGACUUUCUAAACCCCAAUAUCGAGAUCAGUAGCUGGUUGAGCCUCCAAUUCCACCAGCUGGAUUUUGGCGGCGGAGUCCCAGCAGCCCUCUUGACCCCAGGGCUCCCGGUGGAGGGGUUAAUGAUGCUUGUUCCAUCAUGCGGAGAAGGCGGCGGCGUUGACUUACAUCUCUGUCUUGAGAAGAGCCAGGCAGCCAACAUGAGGCAGGUCAUGCAUUCCCUCGACUGA